Pimephales promelas (fathead minnow) is the source of this 2393-nucleotide messenger RNA. RefSeq names its product CDK5 regulatory subunit associated protein 3 (gene cdk5rap3). NCBI's taxonomy places the organism in Eukaryota, Metazoa, Chordata, Actinopteri, Cypriniformes, Leuciscidae. Gene Ontology annotation, biological process: regulation of mitotic cell cycle. The record is from RefSeq and is a predicted model, not a curated record. Gene Ontology annotation, cellular component: endomembrane system.
GUCAGAGGAAAUAUAAACUAGGCUACUUGAGCUGCGUCUCAUCGGCUUGAUGUACAAGCAUGGAGUCGUUUUAGUUAUUCUUUUAGCAAAAUAACGACAAUAACGGUUGCAAUGGAGAACAUUCAGAAUCUCCCUAUUGACAUCCAAACCACCAAACUCUUGGACUGGUUGGUGGAUCGGAGGCACUGCACACUGAAAUGGCAAAGUGCAGUUAUGACCAUUAGAGAGAAAAUAAAUGCAGCCAUUCAGGAUAUGCCAGAAAACGAGGACAUCAAAAAACUGCUCUCCGGCUCAUAUAUUCACUAUUUCCAUUGCUUACAAAUAAUUGAAAAAUUGAAAGGAACGGAAGCAUCCACCAAAAAUAUUUUUGGCAGAUAUUCAUCACAAAGGAUGAAGGACUGGCAAGAGAUAGUGUCCAUGUAUGAAACAGACAAUGUCUAUUUAGCUGAAGUGGCCAGUAUAUUGAUUCGUAGUGUAAGCUAUGAAGGUCCUGCUCUAAGGAAGCAGGUGUCUAAAGCUCAGCAGCUUCAGCAGGAACUGAGCCGACGAGAACUGGAGUGUCAGAGUGGUGCCGCCGACAUGAGGGAACGAUAUUACACUGCCUGUAAACAGUAUGGGAUAAGGGGGGAAAAUGUGGCAAGGGAGAUACAAGCAUUGGUUAAAGAUCUGCCUGUAGUUUUAGAAGAAACGGGCAAAAAAGCAGCCUGUCUGAAGGAAGCUAUAGAGUUUUACUCAGUCUUCACAAAAUUUGCCAGUGACUGGUCUGAGGUUGUAUUGCCCAUGCUGAGGUUUGUCCAGAACAAGGGGAACACAACUUUAUAUGAGUGGAAGACAGGAAAUGUGCCCACGGUUGUAGAGAGACCUGUAAUGGAGGAAGCCCCACCUGAUGUUGUCACAGAGGAGACGAUUGACUGGGGUGACCUAGGUGGCGGUGCUAGUACUGAAGAGGUUAAUUUUGGGAUCUCUGUUGAGGAUGGUGUGGACUGGGGUAUUAGCCUUGAGUCUGGCACCGAGGAAACAGUUGCGGGUGGUAUCGACUGGGGAGAAGCUGAAUCUGCUCCCGUGGAAAUCGAAGUUGUGGAUGUGGGCACAGACUGUCCUGACGGUGUUGCCAGAGGUGAAGAUGCUCUUUCUCUUCUGGAAAACACACAGACACGUGGCCAGUUCCUAAAUGAGCUGAUGGAGUUGGAAAUGUUCCUGUCUCAGCGGCUCAGUGAGAUGCACGAAGGAGGAGACUUAGUGGCCAUGAGUCAGUUCCAGCUCGCUCCCUCAGUAAUCCAGGUCCAGACUCCCGAGCGUGUGCAGGCCAUGCUGGCAGAGGUGCGUGACCUGCAAAAUGGGCUCACCUCAGUACGAAUGCAGCAUCUCUUUAUGAUCCAUGCGUCACCACGCUACGUGGAGCGUGUUUCUGAGUUACUGCGGCAGAAACUCAAGCAGGCUGAUAUUUUGGUGUUGAAGCAAGGUACGCUGGCUGAAAAGCGACAGGAGGCUUUGGAAGAACAGGCCAAGCUGGAGCCACGCAUUGAUCUGCUGGCUGCGCGCACCAAGGAGCUCCAGAAACUGAUUGAAGCUGACAUCUCAAAAAGAUACAACAACCGGCCUGUCAAUCUCAUGGGAGUUCAUGUGUGACCAAGAAGAGUAUUUACAUGCUGCACAGAUGUAUCAUUUCAUAAAUAAAAUGUCUCUCAUUUAAACAAGGUGGGUAAUUGUUUUGUGGCGAUUCCUCUUUAUGGGGGAAUAAAAUUGUUGCUGUCACAGCACCUUAAAUAUUCAAAGACGGCUGUAAAUAACUUGCGUUUGCACAGCUGGCCUCAUUUAUUUAAAGUGCAGAUUUCAGUAAAUGAACUGUCUUAAGAAGCCUUUAUAUUUAAUUUAAAUAUACAAUUGCUAACCCUGUUUUUUGUAAAGAGCAAGCACACGGCGCCUUCUGUGAAUAGGGUACAGAAGGGCCUCAAAUUUCUAAAAGGUGUUUGUUUUUGAACAAAAAAUGUUUGUAAAUGUACAAUACAGUAAUAAAGACCAUUUAAAGAAAUAACUAAAAUAUUACACUGCUGUACUAUUUUUUAAUUUUUUAACUAUUUUUCAAGGAAUGCAAAUAUACUGGUUAAAAUAAAUGUCAUGUCACCAGGAUAUCAAAACUAUGAUGAUUUUUAGUCAAUACGGUCAAACCUCUGAGGUGGAAUAGGCUAAACUCACUAUUAAGGGUGAGAUAUUGGCAGCUGAUGCAUUUUACAGUUAUUUGUGCUGUAAUUUUAAACACAUACCAUUUAAAGGUUUGGGAUCAAUAAGUUUUAUUUUAAAUAAAUAUUGUUCAUAUUAAAUGUAUAAAAAGUGUUAUUUUGAAAUUGUUAUUUUGAAGUGUUAUUCAUGAAAUAAAUUCUGGGGGAAAAAUA